Molecule: messenger RNA, 668 nt
Organism: Linum trigynum
Lineage: Eukaryota; Viridiplantae; Streptophyta; Magnoliopsida; Malpighiales; Linaceae
Source: the annotation of a GenBank genome assembly
CAAGUGUAGAGUCCUGUAGUCAAGUCUGGCGGCUCGAUCGACUCGUUUAAAGUUAUGUGGGCACCAUAAAUAAGAGAAAGCUAGGCAGAGCACUGAUCUCCCUCCCAGUUAUUAUAUAUGAAACCUCUCUUGUCUCCCAGACAUAUAUUUCACAGCAAAGAGAUAUGGAAGCAGCAGUCAAGAUGAUGAUGAGAAAGGCCGCUCUCCCUUUCGUUCAACUGAUAGCCGUACUGUUCAUGGUGCUCGUCCUGUCUUCCGCAGUCCCAGCAGAGUCCACUCGCCAGCUCCUCCAACGCGGUCCAGUCCGCUCGGGACCCAACGGUUGUUCUCAUCGUGCCGGGGGAAGUGCCUCGUGCGUUGGACGACAUGGCUAAGAUUAUAUAUAGUGGGAUUGUAUUUGUACGUUACAAAUAUGCAUUUCAUUUUGGUUGAUUUUUGAUUUACUAUGAAACAAUUAUAUAUAUUGUGGUGGGAUUGUAUUUGUGCGUUAUAAUUUCUUGUCGGAUCAUUCAAUUUCUGUUCAAGAUAAUUUUUAAUAUUAUUUGUGUGAUCAAAGAUAUAAUAUCCUCUUAAGGACAACGUUGUUUUCACCGUUGUCCAAAAAUGUGGAAAAUUUUUAUACGACCUUAGUUUAAGUUGUAAAAGCGAAAUCAAGAUAGUCAACAGGA